AUGAGAGAGACUCUCUUAGCUAUCCUAUUAAUAGUUUACGUUUCUGCAAGACCACAAAAAGAUCCAAGAGGGCCGAAUAUCAUAGACGAUAAUGCCGAUUUUGGAACACCAGAGCAUGACAAUCGAGUACAUACCGAGCUAACGCAAUUGACCGAUAAGGAAGUCGCUCAGUUGAUUGGAUCCGACUAUUUUAAUGGAAGUGUUCUACCAUGUGAUAAUGAAACAGCGCCUGGACAAUGGAUGAUCUACUGUAGUGGUAAACUUCUACAGACUGUCAUGGCCGUCCAAUUGUAUCCGGAUUCCAAGACUUUUGUGGAUCAGCCAAUGAAAGAAAAUCAAACUGGAAAGUCUAUUAUGGAGCAUUUUGAAAAACGUUUCCCUGUUUCUAUUGAGAAGAUAACCAAGAAAGAUGUUGCCGAAUUUGUUGAUGAAUUUUUCGAUAAAGAAGGCAACGAGUUAGAUGUUUGCGAUCUUCCUGACUGGAGGCCCAUUACAGAACAAUUGGCUAAUAUCAAAGAUGCUAGCUAUCAGGCCUUUGCUCAACGACUUCAUUUCAUUUGGAUUCAACUUUGCCGCCAGAUAAAGCCAGAAGUGAAAAAUGAUCCAUCUCGUUUCUCUCUCAUUUAUGUGCCAUAUCAGUUCAUCCUUCCUGGAGGAAGGUUCCGUGAAUUCUACUAUUGGGAUGCAUAUUGGAUACUCAAAGGGUUAAUCGCGUCUGAACUGUAUUCAACUGCAAGAAUGAUGAUAUUGAACUUCGCACAUAUAAUUGAAACGUAUGGUUUUGUGCCGAACGGAGGCCGAGUUUAUUACCUUCGAAGAUCUCAGCCACCGUUUUUCGCACCAAUGGUAUACGAGUAUUACUUGGCAACUCAGGACAUUCAACUAGUAGCAGAUUUGAUACCAGUUAUCGAAAAAGAGUACACAUUUUGGAGUGAAAGAAGAACUGUUAAUGUGACCUAUGAGCAUCCGGACUUGAAUGAAACACUUCACAUGUUCCAGUACAGAACAGAGGCUGAAACUCCAAGACCUGAAAGUUUCAGAGAGGAUGUACUGAGUGCAGAACAUUUUACAACAAAGGAUAGGAAGAAGCAGUUUUUCAAAGACUUGGGAAGUGCGGCAGAAAGCGGAUGGGACUUUUCGAGUAGAUGGUUUAAAAAUCAUAAAGAUAUUUCAACUAUUGAGACAACUAAUAUAGUACCAGUGGAUUUGAAUGCCUUUCUUUGCUACAACAUGAACAUUAUGCAAUUGUUCUAUAAACUUACCGGAAACCCCUUGAAACAUUUGGAGUGGUCAUCUCGUUUUACAAACUUCCGUGAAGCAUUCACAAAGGUAUUCUACGUACCGGCUCGAAAAGGAUGGUACGACUAUAAUCUUCGGACACUCACCCACAAUACUGACUUCUUCGCAUCCAAUGCUGUACCUCUAUUCUCGCAGUGCUACGACCCACUGAACUCUCAGAUUGCAGUGGAUGUGUACAAUGAAAUGCAGAAUUCUGGGGCGUUCUCAAUACCCGGCGGAAUUCCAACAAGUAUGAACGAGGAGACGAACCAGCAAUGGGAUUUCCCAAAUGGUUGGAGUCCAAUGAAUCAUAUGAUCAUUGAAGGACUUCGCAAGUCUAACAAUCCAAUUCUACAACAAAAGGCGUUUACUCUUGCUGAGAAAUGGCUGGAGACUAAUAUGCAAACAUUCAAUGUUUCCGAUGAAAUGUGGGAGAAAUAUAAUGUAAAGGAGCCACUGGGAAAGUUGGCGACUGGUGGAGAAUACGAAGUUCAGGCCGGAUUCGGUUGGACCAAUGGUGCAGCACUGGAUUUAAUUUUCACAUAUUCCGAUCGACUACAGUAUAACGGGCCGAUAUUAGAAUCAUUGGUCGGAUCACAAACGACGUCUAUGAAAUCGUCACCAGAUUCGUCGACAUCUCUACCAAUUGAUAUCACCACUACCAUCACGACAUCAUCAUCAUCCUCUACUUUCGGGUACAGUAACAUUCUCACACUUAUUACGGUGUUUGUAUUAUAUAUUUUAUAGAUUCGAUUGUUUUUAUAGGAAUUAUUUCAAUUGUACAUUUAAUUUUUGCAAACGGGGUAUUACUUUUCUCUAUAUAUAAAGCUUUCCUAUCCUAUUUU
Molecule: messenger RNA, 2123 nt
Organism: Caenorhabditis elegans
Lineage: Eukaryota; Metazoa; Nematoda; Chromadorea; Rhabditida; Rhabditidae
Gene: tre-5
Product: Trehalase
Biological process (GO): trehalose metabolic process; carbohydrate metabolic process
Molecular function (GO): alpha,alpha-trehalase activity
Source: RefSeq, marked reviewed